Cokeromyces recurvatus is the source of this 2103-nucleotide messenger RNA. RefSeq lists its product as uncharacterized. Gene Ontology annotation, cellular component: ribonucleoprotein complex. The transcript has 7 exons. Gene Ontology annotation, molecular function: RNA binding. The record is from RefSeq and is a predicted model, not a curated record. NCBI's taxonomy places the organism in Eukaryota, Fungi, Mucoromycota, Mucoromycetes, Mucorales, Mucoraceae. The coding region runs from base 1 to 1971 and encodes 656 amino acids.
AUGAUAGAAGAAGUGUUUGCUCAAAAAUUAUCACCAAUCAAUCCUUCAAAAAAUAUUAAAUCAACUACUAAUUAUUCACUUUUUAAUAAUAAUAAAUCAACCUUUGACUUUUCAUUAUGGGAUUGGAAAACUCCAUCUCAUAAGAAUUCAAUCCAAGUAGAGAGUGAUCAUAAUGUUUCUUUAGAUAACUGGAGACGCGCCUCAGCACCUAAUAUUAGAUAUUCUGCAUGUACUUUUUGUCAUGAUAAAUAUUCACGAUUGUAUACUUCAUCCUGUGGUCAGCAUUAUUUUUGUCAUUUUUGCUCAGCCAUGCUAACGCAAGGUCAAUGCCCCUUUUGUACACAGCAAAAUACUCCAACUUAUUUACCUUCAACACCCAUUACUACUUCAAAUACUGUACGCAAUUUUAUACCUAUUUUACCUUCUAGUUAUCCUUGUAUCAAGUUAUCAAAUAUCCCUUGGGAUGUAUCUCAAAAUGACGUUCGAUACUUUUUUGGAAAUUGUCGUAGCCCCUCGCCUUCUAUUUGUAUUCAAUCUAUUCAUAUUAUGAUGAAUCGUACAACUGGAAAAACAUUAUCAGAUGCUUACGUUGAAUUUGCAAGUGUCCUUGAUAUGCAACGUGCAAUUGAAACUAGGAAUCAGAAGCCCCUAAAGGGACGCAUUGUAUCUGUUACCGAAUGUAGUCAAGAAGAAUUGCUAAUGACUAUAUUCCCCAAAUGGAGAGGACAAUUUCAAGGUAUCUAUGCUAUUCCUCCUACAAUAAAAGUAGUAAGAACAAUGUCAACUGCUGCUGGUGGCGGAAAUUCAGGAUGUUCUCCUCCUUUUGUUACUCGAGAAGAAAUUAACUCUUUAUUAGUCGUUUGUAAAAACUAUAAGUUACAUUUUUCUAGAAAAUGUGCAGAAAGACCAUUUGAAAAUAUUAUUAGUAUUAUAGCCAAGUAUCCAUGGCAUCAAUUAUAUCUCAUUUCCGUGAUGCAUAGAGAUCAUAUUUAUGAAAUGUUAAAAUUGUCUAUAGAGGCUUUGAAAUUACAUUUAGCAAAGGAUUAUGUUCAAAUUGAUCCCACUUUAUUAGAACGCCUUACAAGAGCAGGUAUUAUGUGCCCAGCUUUUACAGAACGUCAAAAGAAGACAUUACUACAAACAGCCUCUAUUGAAUGUCCAAAAGAUAUUGUACAUUUAUUAACAUCUCAAAACACAACCACCACCACUACUACUACUACUACUGCUGCUGCUGCUACUGCUUCAGCAGCUAUUCCAUCUAUAUUUAAUCCUACUGUCCUAUCUACUUGUUCAACUCACCAGGUUGGAUAUAAUUCAGAUACCUUCUCAUCUACUAUUUCAAGCACAUCUUCUACUCCUCUUAGGAAUUGCUCAGAACUUUUUUCUUCUCAAAUCUCAACUACGGCCUCAAUGAAUACAUGCUCACCUGAUAAAUAUGAUACAGAUAGUUCAUCUUCUCAAAUUUCAUCUAUUAUUUCAACCACUUUAUCUCCACCUUUACAGAGGUCAUCAUUAGACUUGGAUCAAUAUUUGAACAACACCUCUUUUAUGUCUUCAUUUUUUAAGGGGAGAAGAACGACGAGUAGAAUGAAGUUUGUUGAAGAAGACGACGACCCUGAGGAUGUCUUGUCAUUUACCCCAUCUGAAAGCUCACCUCUUAUUUCAUCUUUAAUUCGUGAUAUACAGAGUCAAUGCUCCAUUAUAGAUGAUGCUGCUGCUGCUGCUACUACUUUUUUACAAAAGUCACCUUCUUCAACUAAAUUACGUUGGAAUAAUACGUUCCCAUUAUUGUUACAACCCCUACCCUAUUCUCUUGAUGAAUCAUCAACAACAAAUAAUAGUAGUAGCAAUAAUAAUAAGGCAACUAAUCAGGAACAUUCACUUCCCUGGGCAUCUUCAUAUAAUAACAUCUGGAGAAUGCCCGUAGAACCUAACACACGUACUUCCUCAAAAAGAUUAUUAGCUGCUUAACUUUAUUCUCUCUCUCUCUUUAUCUAUCUAUCUAGUGAUGAUAAAUAAUUCUUUUGUUUUGUUUAAAUUAUAUUCAACAAAAAAAAAUAAAAUAAAAUGAAUAUAUUAUAAUUUACAUGAGUGGGUGCGUGC